Messenger RNA from Notodromas monacha, 1580 nucleotides. Lineage: Eukaryota; Metazoa; Arthropoda; Ostracoda; Podocopida; Cyprididae. The record is from the annotation of a GenBank genome assembly.
UACGUGCCUUAAGAAAUAAGCUAUUUAAGGAACAAGAAUGAAAAGGAAAAAUACCAUGAAGGUUCAUCGAUUAACCGUGUUGCAAAAAAAUCUCACUGCCCAUUCCUCGUACAGAAGUUUUAUCAUUUUACAAAUUAUUCUUCCGAGCUGGUGUUUUGUUGAAAGACAGAAACUUCCUUGUCCUUCGUCUCAUUGAUUGUUUUGGACGUGUAUAUUUUUCCCCUCUCCGGAUAAUAUUAUCGCUUUCUUUUUUUUUCCUUCGGUCGACUCUUGACCUCAAUUAGCCUUCCGUCGUUUCGCGAAGCGUGAAAGUGGUGUUUUGGGGUUUGUUUUUGUUUUUCCUUCGCUCAAAUUUUAAAUUGCGAAAAUGUGUGACGAAGACGUUGCUGCACUCGUGGUUGAUAAUGGGUCCGGAAUGUGCAAAGCCGGAUUUGCUGGGGAUGAUGCCCCCAGGGCUGUGUUUCCGUCUAUUGUUGGGCGUCCUCGUCAUCAGGGUGUAAUGGUUGGGAUGGGCCAGAAGGAUAGUUACGUGGGUGAUGAGGCACAAUCUAAACGAGGUAUCUUGACACUCAAGUACCCGAUUGAGCACGGGAUCGUCACCAACUGGGACGACAUGGAGAAAAUCUGGCAUCACACGUUUUACAAUGAAUUGCGCGUGGCCCCGGAAGAGCACCCAGUCCUACUGACUGAGGCUCCUUUGAAUCCAAAGGCCAAUAGGGAGAAGAUGACUCAGAUCAUGUUUGAAACCUUCAAUACACCCGCGAUGUAUGUUGCGAUUCAAGCUGUUCUGUCUUUGUAUGCGUCUGGAAGAACUACUGGCAUUGUGCUUGAUUCUGGCGACGGUGUGUCUCACACUGUGCCAAUUUAUGAAGGCUAUGCUCUUCCGCAUGCCAUUUUGCGCUUGGAUUUGGCCGGCCGUGAUUUGACUGACUACCUCAUGAAAGUCUUGACUGAGCGUGGCUACUCCUUCACCACGACUGCUGAACGUGAAAUUGUGCGCGACAUCAAGGAGAAGUUGUGCUACGUGGCACUCGACUUUGAGCAGGAAAUGGCAACAGCAGCGUCAUCUAGCUCUCUGGAGAAAAGCUACGAGUUACCGGAUGGCCAAGUCAUCACCAUCGGCAAUGAACGUUUCCGUUGCCCCGAAGCCCUGUUUCAACCAUCCUUUCUCGGAAUGGAGUCGUGCGGGAUUCACGAAACGACGUACAACUCCAUCAUGAAAUGCGACGUGGAUAUCCGUAAAGACCUGUAUGCCAACACUGUUUUGUCUGGCGGCACUACGAUGUAUCCUGGCAUCGCUGACCGGAUGCAGAAGGAAAUCACUUCCUUGGCGCCGUCUACGAUGAAGAUUAAGAUCAUUGCGCCGCCGGAAAGGAAAUACUCUGUUUGGAUCGGCGGUUCUAUUCUGGCGUCUUUGUCCACGUUUCAGCAAAUGUGGAUUUCCAAGCAGGAAUACGACGAGUCUGGGCCAUCGAUUGUGCAUCGCAAAUGCUUUUAAGGAAAGGAAACAAAAAGGGGGGGAGGGGAAAGAAACAAGCGUCGUGUUUGUGUAACGGAAACAAAAAUCUUUGUAGGGGUGG